Molecule: messenger RNA, 3262 nt
Organism: Haliotis rufescens (red abalone)
Lineage: Eukaryota; Metazoa; Mollusca; Gastropoda; Lepetellida; Haliotidae
Product: LIM/homeobox protein Lhx3-like
Exons: 5
Coding region: 166-1338 (390 amino acids)
Biological process (GO): regulation of transcription by RNA polymerase II; neuron differentiation
Cellular component (GO): nucleus
Molecular function (GO): RNA polymerase II transcription regulatory region sequence-specific DNA binding; DNA-binding transcription factor activity, RNA polymerase II-specific
Source: RefSeq, a predicted model, not a curated record
UUAAUUAAUUGGGUCACGUGACACGCGAGAGCAAGAUAUCCCAACCGGUUGGAUGAAGCGAGUAUGACAUAGGCUAUUAAGAAUUGAGUUAGCUUCCAAAUACCAAAAUUCUUGACUACCGACCUCGAAAAGUCGACCAUCGUGGAGAAUUCAGUGUUCAGAGAAAUGGCCCAUACGGAUCUUAGUCCACAACAUACCCGAAUUCAUUCCUGCAGCCCUUCUCUGAGUCCUCCGCCGUCGACGUUAGCGGAUAUGAUCAGUCGAAACAAGUUUCUAGAAGCUGCAAUUCCCAAGUGUGCUGGCUGUGGAGAGCAGAUUCUGGACAGGUUUAUACUAAAAGUGCUCGACCGGUCGUGGCACUCAAAGUGUCUAAAAUGUGCAGAUUGCCAGGCACAACUAUCCGAUAAAUGUUUUUCAAAAGGAGAUAAAGUGUACUGCAAAGACGAUUUUUUCAAACUGUUUGGGACGAAGUGUGCUGGGUGUGAGAAGGGUAUCCCCCCGACGGAGGUUGUUCGCCGCGCCCAGGAGAACGUGUAUCACCUGGACUGCUUCGCCUGUCUCAUGUGCUCCCGGCAACUCAACACAGGGGACGAGUUCUACCUCAUGGAAGACAAGAAACUAGUGUGCAAGAGCGACUACGAGGCUGCUAAGGCCCGGGGAACUACCGAUUUCGAAAUGGAUCCUUCAAAUAAGCGCCCACGUACCACAAUCACAGCCAAGCAGUUAGAAGCAUUGAAACGUGCAUACAAUGAAAGCCCCAAACCCGCGCGUCACGUCCGGGAACAACUCAGUACCGAAACCGGUUUGGACAUGCGUGUGGUUCAAGUGUGGUUCCAGAAUCGGAGAGCCAAAGAAAAACGGUUGAAGAAAGAUGCUGGAAGGCAAAGAUGGAACCCCUAUUUCCGACAGAUCAAGAGAGAAGGAGACCACGACAGUUCUCUUAGCGCCGAUGACAGAUCUGAUGAUGGACUUACAGACAGUUCGUUUCAGGGCAGUUUGGAUGACCUUGAAGGACCCGUCCACUCUGGGCGUCUGUCUGGGGACCUCUAUGGGUCAGGCCCAGUGGACCACGAAUCUUUGGGGAUGCCAGGGGGACCACCAAGUACGCCUCCUAUGGACGCAUGGGGACACUUCAACGGUCUGCCAGGGGGGCAAUUUAUCGGACGUCAUUCGCCAAACAUCCCAUCUAGCCAUCCUCAAAUGUUGCCACUGGAUUCACUGCCGCUUGGUGGCGCGCAAAACAUGGUUCGAAUGAUGCCGCCCGAUGUCAACGACACCCCUUCUGGCUUUGUCGAUUACCCGCCGGUCACCUCACAAAAUCACGUGGAAGUGUAUUAGUCAUGUGACAGAUUGUGCUGUUCUGAUUGGACAAUAUGAAACGGAGUCAUGCGGAGAAACGUUCGUAGCCGCAUACCGUAUACAGAUUCAAAUAAAUAUAUUUUUGUGACGUGAUGGAUACUAGUCGUUCUGUGUAGAGGCACCGUGAAGACAAAUGACAAUCUUUGACGAAUAGGCUUUCGUCCGUAUCAAGUUAAAACACUUGCCGGCUGUUGCAUUGUCCUGACAUUUUGCGCGGAGGAGGUCAAGGGAAAAUUCUUUCGUUCAUUCGAUGUGCGAUAUUUAUUGUACCAAGUUUGUGAAGUCUGUAUCGAGUCGACGUAGCGAUGGCCGUUAUAGAACGGACGGACUCCUUGCAUUGGUUGGUGCUCCUAUACGCUACGUUAUAAUGACAAUGUAUCUGUAUUAUUUCGAUUCAAGCUAUUGACUCUGACAUCGCUACAUAUCACCUGUCAUCAUUUCCAAGAAACAAGCUUUAUUAUUCCUCGAUCUCAGCCAUGUUGUACUUACGAAAUCUAUUUAUCGUCUUUUCAUUUCCUGAACAAUAUAAAAGCGUUAUGAUUUUCUUUUCAUUUUUAUUACUCAAAAGAAGUUAAGGACGAUCCGAUUCUUUCAUACACUGAGGGACAAAAGGAAGUGUACCGAUUUUGUAUUUUAUGUAAUUUUUCAUAUUUUUUUAUAUUUUUUUAAUAAUUUCUUUUUAUAUUUUAUGUAAUUUAAUAUUGAAGAACUGUUGUCAAAUUUGAUUAAGUCUAUUUACCCAUCACUCAUUCCUGCAACAGUUAAAAAAAAGUUAUAAAAUACUUUCUGGCUUGGUAAUUUUGUGUAAAAAUAUAUUGGUUCAAUGAAGAAAUGAAUUUGCAAACACAUUAUUAAAAUGUUGUAAAUUUGUGCUAGAAAAGCAGAUUUAUAGUUUUUCAAAGAAACGAUACCCAUCAGCAAAUGUGCUUUCUGCGAAUUUUUAAUUUUCAUUUUUUAAACAUUCAAAUAAUAUUUGAAAAAAACAAACAAAACACGUGGAAGUAUUCUUUGAGUGCUGACUUAGCGCAAGUACUGUUCAUUGUUUGCAUAUUAUAUAUCAAACAUGAGAUCAUCUGAGAGGUAAAGUUUGUUUUGCUGGAGUAAAUUUGUCAUGGCAGGUUACCCAUAGUAAUAUGAAAGUGUCGGGUGGUCAUUCUUCUAAGUAGUAAAUGGUAGUUUACACCGAAUUGCAUUGGAAGUUGAAUACAUAAAGUUGUAUAUAAAUUAUUAAGAAACUGGUUUAUUGACAUAUCACAUAUUUUAUUGAACAAAUGCUACUUAUGGCCAGUGAGAGAUAGUCAAGCUCAAUCUGGGCCGCUUUGUCUCGCAUAUCAGCCCUGAACGUGAAUAAUUUGGUCACAUUUCACCUAUAGAGAGUGAUCCCUAGUCAUACGCUGGGUUAGUGAUGACCUAAUUUCUUUGCUUGUACAUACACAAUACAUAUAUCAACUUUUAACAAUCUAAUUACAACAUUUUGUGCAGUUAUCACCAAUUUUACAGUUGAUAUUUGAUUGUACGUGACAUCAUGACAUAUGUUUUACAUUGUUUUCGUUCUUUAGACCUUAUUUUAUGCCCUUACACUGUUAUUUAUUGUAGAGUUAUCUCCCAUUGGUGUGUGCAUAAUAAUAUAUAAUUAUCAAAAUGGCAACUUAUAUAUUUUCAAGGGGAGAUAACUCGCAUUGAGGGGAGGUUAUCCUUUUAGGGCGACGUGCAAUGUCUUGGUUAUAAUUUCAAUACUCACAUAUUUUUGAAGUCAACCCUGCCUUUUAUGAUAAUUUAUGUUUAUUUAUUCCGUUGUUGCGAUUUUUAACGUUAUCCUAAUUUAUCAGAGAUUUUGUUCUGAGUAAUUGUCUCAUGUGCAAUAUUCAUGUGCAUUGUUUAAUAAAACAUCCAGUUUUAUCGA